AUGGCUUACCAGUGGGUUGAAGAUGAUGGUGAUGUACCACCUGGAGUGAGUCGUGUGGGUCGCUCUGGUCCAGAAAGUGGAAGAAAGUACAUUAUGUACCAUGGAACAACCAGGCAGGCUGCUGGGUCCAUUUUGACCACAGGUUUUCGCCAGUCUUCAGACGGGAUGCUUGGACGUGGUGUCUACCUCAGCAGAGACCUGGAGAAAGCCAGACGCUAUCCCAUUGGCCACCCUGAGCACAACAAGGUCGUCAUCAAGGUUGUGGUCAACGUGGGGAGAGUGAUCGCCAUAAGGCAGCAAGGCCACCCACGUCAGAAGACCUGGCAUGACCCCACUUAUGGCCGGGUGUAUGACACCGCUUGGGUACCGCCCAACAGUGGAAUGGUGCCAAGCGGCCUGGAGGAAGACUGUGUCUGGGAUCCAAAUCGAAUCCACAUCAUCAAUGUAAUCUGCCCUCGCCUGACACCUUAUAGACCCCAAUCGGUCCAACAAGAUGGAUUGCUGAUGGUUGGUGCUGGAGUUGUUUUAGCUGCUGCAUUACUACUGCUAUUACUUUUAAAAUAG
Messenger RNA from Xyrichtys novacula (pearly razorfish), 564 nucleotides. Lineage: Eukaryota; Metazoa; Chordata; Actinopteri; Labriformes; Labridae. The record is from the annotation of a GenBank genome assembly.